Molecule: messenger RNA, 1416 nt
Organism: Laccaria bicolor S238N-H82
Lineage: Eukaryota; Fungi; Basidiomycota; Agaricomycetes; Agaricales; Hydnangiaceae
Exons: 2
Coding region: 1-1416 (471 amino acids)
Source: RefSeq, a predicted model, not a curated record
AUGUCCUCGUCGACGACCAACGACAAGCUAACCACCCUGCGCGCUGCACUCACGAACACCGCCCUCUUCUGCACCGGAACAGCGCCUCUCGCAUCCCAUUCUCGAGCGUUGUUCUAUCGAGACUUAGAGGGUACCGGAGCCAAGUACGUUCUGGGUCAUUGUUGCUGUUCCACUCAGCGAGCUGACGACGGUAGUUGGCUAGACUUGGCAGAUGUUAGUCACCUGCAGCUUGAGAUGCUUGUGAAAGCGUGUGAUGAGUGUGGGACGAUGGAGAGAACAAGGUUCUCGCCGUCGUUUGAUGUGCAUGCUACGGAUAUCUUGGAAUACAUUCGGACGAACCUCUUCUGUGACGAUGAGGAGAGGGGGAGGGUGAAGGUAGAGCUGCAGCAGUUGGAUGUACACGGCCCGACAUCGUGUUCUGAACCCUCCAGAAUUACGAUACGCGACAAAAACGUCCUCGCGACACUCAUCGUCGUGUUUCCCACACUGUAUGUAGGGGGUUCCCUUCACCUCCGUCGUGGAGCCGAGGAAUGGACGUUCGAUUCUGCAGCGGCUAUAUGCGCGUCAACAACCCCAUCAAUAGCAUAUAUCGCUUUCACGAACGACCUGGAGCCUGAGCUUGCGCCCAUCCAAUUAGGGCACCGCGUCUCGCUGACGUACCACCUCUCCCUAACCCCCGAACACUCCUCACCAACUCAUCCCCUCUCAACUCCAAACCUCGAAGAAACAGCCCUCCAAACAGCCCUUCAAACCCUCCUUGACGACGCGACAUUCAUGCCCCACGGCGGCCUGCUAGGAUUCGGCCUCCAGCACCACUACACCAUAACACCCGGAACACCCAACCUCCGCGGCCUCCUCUCCUCCCUGCAGGGCACCGACGCGCUAAUCCACCGUACCUGCCACACCCACCUCUCCAUAAAAACCACACUAAAAGCAGUGUUUUCGGCACAACGCCGGUUCAGCGGGUACAAAUACAACGUCCUCCUAUCCGCGCCCCGAUCAUUCGAGGGUACGUACCUAGAAAACGGGCUGAAAGACGUAUUGGUCCGGCUGGGCGGGAAGGUGAUAAGGGAUUAUGGGACGGAGGAGUUGGAGGAGAGGUUUAAGUGGAUGGAGAAGGGUGAUAAAGGGCGAAGGGUGGAUUCGACGGAGGUGUUGUGGGUGAGGCCUUUGACGAGCCGUGCGCGAUUUUCGAGCCCGUAUUUGAUGGAGGGUGUGGGGGGUGCCGGUGAGGGAGGGAGUGGGGUUGGGUUGGGGUAUGCGAGGGGUGAUGUGUGUUUGGUUGUUAGGGUUGGGCCGCCGGGGGCGAGGGGGACUGUAAGGGAGGAGAGGGAAAAGGAAAAGGAAAGGGUGGUGGUGGGGCUGGAGGAGGAGGAGAAAUGGCCGAUUGGGGAGAAGGUUGCGUUGACGGGAUGA